This is a messenger RNA of Ricinus communis (castor bean), 2985 nucleotides long. Its product is annotated as serine/threonine-protein kinase-like protein CCR1. Gene Ontology annotation, biological process: protein phosphorylation. The record is from RefSeq and is a predicted model, not a curated record. NCBI's taxonomy places the organism in Eukaryota, Viridiplantae, Streptophyta, Magnoliopsida, Malpighiales, Euphorbiaceae. Bases 413 to 2710 code for a protein of 765 amino acids. Gene Ontology annotation, molecular function: ATP binding; protein binding; protein kinase activity. The transcript has a single exon.
GGACUCGGGAGGAGCGAACUCGCAGUAAAGGCAAAGACUCGGGAGAAUUAUUUCAAGCGACACAUUCGAUUUUCUCCAUCUUCGGUGAAAAGAUUGCCCUAUUGAUGGAAAGAGGGAAUAGAUUCCCCAAUUGUUAAACAGAGGGAAAUCUAACAACCAAUAACCCACGGCAUAACGGCAAUAUUAUAUUUCGCGGUAAAAUUUGCCUUCAAAGUGUCUUAACGGUCCAACAACAACACUGUAAAAAUGGUGGCAACACCCAUGUUCUUGCAUCGUCACCUACAACAUCAUCAUCACAAUCACUACUCCGACUCUACUCCAAGUCUUUCAACAGCACCACCAAACCAGCACCUCUACGCACAAUGCUCCAUUACUCCAUUCCAUGACAUACCUGAUACUACCCAAUUAAGCCAUGCCACCUUGUUUCACUCUCUUAAUUCUUCUCUUUCUCUUUUUCUGCAUUGGCGCAUCUGGGUUCGGAUCCAUGGGACCCAUCUCCGCUGCUUUUGGUGAUAAUGGCUUCUUCUGUGCCAUUGAUGCCAGUGGCAAGCAGGAGGUUAUCUGUUGGACAAAGAACACAACUUUAUCGUUAUCAUCCUCUAGUCCGCCGUCUACUUCCUCUGCUUAUUUUAGCAGCAUUCCUGCUAUGGCGGCUUUAUCUGGCGGCGAAGGGUUUCUAUGCGGCAUUUUAGCAAACAGUUCACAAGCAUUUUGUUGGAGUUCAGGUGGUCUAGAUCUUGUUCCUUCUAUUUACAAAAAUACUGCUUAUUUCCAUAUUGCUGCUGGGAGGAAUCAUGUAUGUGCUAUUAGAGGAUCUUACUAUUCCGAUCAUGAUUCGGGUACUAUUGAUUGCUGGGGGAUUGUAAAGGGUGCUAAUAAUAGUUUAACUUCUAUACAAAGCAGCAAUUUUUAUGAUCAGUCUAUUAGUAAUCUUGUUUUCAGCAAAGUUGUUUCUGGUGAAGGAUUUAGCUGUGGAAGUGUCAGAGAAGGUGGAGCCUUUUGUUGGGGGCCUAACUCACUGCGCUUAGGUGUUUCAAAGGGGUCAGUUAAUUUUGUUGCUUUAGCUUCAGGCAUAAGUUCUGUAUGUGGGAUUCUGGAAGAGUCUAAUGAGGUACAAUGUUGGGGCACUAGUAAUGAUGUCUUUUUAAGCCCUCCAGUUGGGACCCAGUUUGUGUCUUUAACUGCUGGAGCUAACCAUUUUUGUGGAAUUAGGAAAGAUAAUCAUGCUGUUGAGUGUUGGGGGAGCUUUAAUCUAUCCUCAGCUCCAAAAGGUGGUUCUGGGUUUAUGGCAAUUGCUUCUUCUGAUUUCACUACAUGUGCAAUCAGGGAAAAUGAUUUGGUUAUUGAUUGCUGGUUUAUAAAUGGGACUUCGCCACCGGAGUAUAAUCCUCCACUGGAGUUGUGCAGUCCUGGGCUAUGUGGUCCUGGCUCUUGUGCUGAUGGGGAGUUUGUUUUCAAUGCAAGUAUGCUCAGUGAACCAGAUUUGACAAGCUUGUGCGUAAGGAAGGAUUUAAGAAUUUGCUCUCCAUGUGGGUCGAAUUGCUCUCAAGGUUUUUUCUUGUCUAGUCCAUGUACUGAGAAUACUGAUAGAGUAUGCACAGAUUGCUCUCUUUGCCAGAACAGUUCUUGUAGGGAUGUUUGUGGGAUGCAACCAUCUGAAAAGGAGAAGCUAUGGCUUCACUUAAAUAGAUUACAAUUAGUAAUCAUAAUUGGAUCAACUGUGUUAGGUUUUCUAUUGCUAAUCAUCUGUUGCUAUAUUCGUCCAUGUUUGAUUGCCUCUCGGAAAGAAGAAGGGUCCAAGAAACAGUUCAAGUCUUGCAUAGGAAAAUCUGAGUUGGAAACUGAUAAUGCUUCUGAUUCAUGCCAGCCUCCAUCAAUGACUUCUUGUCCUGGUGUCGCUCAAGUAUUCCGACUGUCAGAGCUAAAAGAUGCCACCAAUGGGUUCAAAGAGUUCAAUGAGCUUGGUAGGGGAAGCUAUGGUUUUGUUUAUAAAGCUGUUCUAGCUGAUGGGAGGCAAGUUGCAGUCAAGAGGGCAAAUGCUGCUACGAUAAUCCACUCUAACAGCAGGGAUUUCGAAAUGGAGCUGGAAGUUCUAUGUAAUGCCAGACAUUGCAAUAUUGUGAACUUGUUAGGUUACUGCGCAGAGAUGGGAGAGAGGUUGCUUGUUUAUGAGUAUAUGCCCCAUGGCACACUUCAUGACCACCUCCAUAGUGGACUUUCUCCUUUGAAUUGGAGCCUUAGGCUAAAGGUUUCAAUGCAGGUUGCAAAGGGACUUGAGUACCUUCAUAAAGAAGCUGAGCCCCCAAUCGUCCAUCGCAAUGUCAAGACUUCAAACAUUCUUUUGGAUACUGAGUGGGGAGCACGAAUUGCAGAUUUUGGGCUUAUCACUUCAAAUGAGAAGGAUUUUUGUGGAGACAUGAAAACUGAUGUUUACGACUUUGGAAUUGUGCUCCUAGAGAUUCUAAGUGGAAGAAAAGCAUAUGAUAGAGAUCACACACCUCCAAGUAUAGUUGAGUGGGCAGUUCCAUUGAUUAGACAGGGUAAAGGAGCUGCAAUAAUUGAUGAGGAUGUGGCUCUUCCAAAAAAUGUUGAGCCCUUACUUAAACUUUCUGAUAUAGCAGAAUUGGCUGUCAAAGAAGAUCCUAAAGACCGUCCUACUAUGUCUGAUUUGGCGACCUGGUUGGAACAAAUUGUGAAGGAUACCUUGUAGUCUUCAAAUUGGAUCCUUAGGUGUUGGGUGAAAUCGAACUGAUAAAGAAGGUACUUGUAACAGCACCUCAAGUGAGCAAUGCUAUUUUGUAACUGUAUAUUUUUGAGCUUCUUGUACAUGAUGCUGCUUAAACAUUCUUUCUAUGACAUUUUGUGCUUGAAUCCUUUAUGCCCAAGAAACAUAAAAGGGAUUCAGUCGUUACAAUAUGAUUCUACAUUUGUUCUAUUUUCAUGAAAUUUUAUACAAUAAAGUUUCCUCCUUGUGUUGAAGGACAA